AUAUUUACAUUUUCCUUUUGUUUUCAGGUACAAGAAGUGAAGAGAUGAAAAAGAUUUACUUCAUUCUGUUACUGAUUUGUCAACUUUCACAAGUAACUGCGUGUAAUCGAAGGAAAUAUAAACAUAAUGGUGUCUGCUGCUCAUUGUGUUCAGCUGGGAGUAUGGUUGCUAAACACUGCACUGUUCGGACUGUCACAGCAUGUAAGCCAUGUGCAGCUGGAGAAUAUAUUGAUCUUCCAAAUGGGUUCGAAAAAUGUUUUGAGUGCGAGACCUGUGAUCAAGAUUUGGGACUUCAAAUUAAGGAAGAAUGUACCUAUAUACGCAAUACGAAAUGUGAGCCCAGAAAAGGGUAUUACUGCAUUGAAAACUGUCAGAUGGCCAAUAAACACAAAACAUGCCCACCAGGUCAAGGAGUUAAAGAGAAAGGAACACCGGUAAAAGAUACUGUGUGUGAGAAGUGUCCUGUAGGAACAAUUUCAGGCAGUGAUUCAUCAACUGAAGCAUGCAAGAACUGGACAGUAUGUGAAAAGCUCAAUCUACAACAGGUUGAAAAGGGAACCAGUGAAGCUGAUGUAAAGUGUGCAGAAAAUUCCAAUUUAAAAGUUAUCAUUCCAGUUAUCGCAAUUGUGGUUAUCGUUUUGAUUUUAAUUGUAGCAGUUGGUUUCUGGAAGUAUCGUGGACUCAGAUCAUGUUUCAUUAAAAUACAAGAGAAUGGGAUUGGUUGGGGUGACAAACCAUCUCCAGCUGGGAAUAACAUCAAUGGGAAUGAAUCUGAAUCAAUAUCAAUGCCUCUUAGAAGCAACGAGCAGCCUUAGUGCAAAGAGAUAGAGAUUACCAAGAACACCUGAAACAGACGACCAUUCCAGUCCAGCCCCAAGAAGCUCAAAUGUUCUCAUCCUCUGAACAGUUCAGGCUUUAACUUAUUUACAUAUUCCACGCUGUCUUUACGCAAGUCCCUGCUCCUCCGUAUAACAUCUUCAAAUCCUCAGCCGUCAACUGACCAGCAGCU
This is a messenger RNA of Amblyraja radiata (thorny skate), 1009 nucleotides long. Its product is annotated as tumor necrosis factor receptor superfamily member 5-like. Gene Ontology annotation, cellular component: external side of plasma membrane; membrane. Gene Ontology annotation, molecular function: protein binding; transmembrane signaling receptor activity. Gene Ontology annotation, biological process: positive regulation of peptidyl-tyrosine phosphorylation; apoptotic process; positive regulation of T cell migration. The transcript is spliced from 9 exons. The coding region runs from base 45 to 815 and encodes 256 amino acids. The record is from RefSeq and is a predicted model, not a curated record. Lineage: Eukaryota; Metazoa; Chordata; Chondrichthyes; Rajiformes; Rajidae.